Messenger RNA from Equus caballus (horse), 4401 nucleotides. It is a transcript of the gene WFDC3, whose product is annotated as WAP four-disulfide core domain 3. The record is from RefSeq and is a predicted model, not a curated record. Gene Ontology annotation, cellular component: extracellular region. NCBI's taxonomy places the organism in Eukaryota, Metazoa, Chordata, Mammalia, Perissodactyla, Equidae. Gene Ontology annotation, molecular function: serine-type endopeptidase inhibitor activity.
UACAUAUAUAUAUAUAGACACACAUACAUAGAGACCUCAUAGCUGUUGUUUUAAAAUUACUGCCAUAAAUCAGGUACUGUAAUCUAAAGCUCACUGGUUAUGAAAGAAUAGUUGGAUUUGAAUUUUGUUUCUAGCAGAUGGAAUAAAUUAGGUUUAUCUGCUUAGAUAGCUAAAGCUUUUUUCUAUUAAUAUUUGUGGAGAAGACACUUAAGAUGCUAGAUUUUGACAAAGGUGCUCCUAUAGCUGUUUGCCUCUUUUUCCUUUUUUAAUCUUCGGUCUUAGAAAUUGAUGAUGGUCUAGAUAAUAGUUCCCAGAGUUACAAGCCUGCUGAGAUAAAUAAGUGAUGUUUUUGGAAUUGGUGAAAGGGAAUGGGUAAAAUCUGUACUGCCUCUAGAGCUGCAUUUCCAGUUUUGCACAGACUUGUAAGAUAAGGGCAGUUGCUCUCAAUUUCUCAGAAAUUGGGUUGUAACUUAAAGGACAUCAUAGGUUGAUCUACCUGUCCAACUACAUCAUUCCUAAUUUGCUUCUUUCCCUCUAGGUACAUAGUUUUAUUUUAACUUGAGUAAAAUGGCCUAUAAAAAUAUUCCUAUCAGGCUCUGAAUAUCAGUUUCCAAUUUUUGACCAUAGAGCUACUAAAAAAAGAGUCCUUCUAAAUAUCUUGCCAGUUUUCAGCUGGAACAAACAGUAAAUAUUUCUGGCAGUGUUACACAACUCCAUGGACCCAAGAGGCAUCCUCAAAGGUUACUACCUUCCCCAGAUCCAGAGUCACUCCCAAAGAUAGCCAAAAGAAAGAACUGACAGCCUACGUGUCCCAGGCAGACAGAAAGCCAUGCUAAACCCUUAGGACACAAAAUGAGACAAGCAAGAAGGCAAUAGCUACCCCUGGGAGAGAAAGGGUCAAUAACCAAUGGAUCUGGAUUUGGAAAGGAAGGGAUAACAUGAAAUCUUAUUUUCCUUUCUUGACUGAGCACUAUAGAAUGGCCAUUGACCUUUCUAAUUCUUUCCUACAUUUGGUAGGAUCUUCUGAAAAUGGAAGUAAAAAGGCUUUAUAAUUCAAAAGAUCUGUUCUUGUCCCAUGGACAUGAAUUCCUUGGGUGGACAUCUAGGACCUUGUAUGGGAAGGCCUGAAGCUGGCAGAGCCUGAUUAUAGAGUCCAACAAAGGGGGCCCUACUGCCUGUUCGAGGUGCUUCUGCUAAGUUCAUUUUCUGGCCUUCAGCCAUUUACAUGAGUCACCUGUGUACUCUUAGGGAUUAGGCUGGAGCACUCUCUGUAAAUCUUGGAGGAAAAGGGAAGCUAAAACGGGCAGAUGGAGCCUGACUUUAAGAAGAGGAUUUUAUGUUGGGUUUUUGUUUUAAGCCUAAUUGUUUUUCCCUUCAUCUUGUUAGGGAGUCCCUAAGUCUAGCUGUUAUAUUAUUUUUUUUUUGUCUUAGGUGCUGGACAAUUGUACUUCCAUUGUCCUGAUUUUUUACAAUAUCUGCAAAUGUUUGAAGGCAAAUAGGAAAGGGUCUGAGUGGACUUUGAUUUUUAUUCUAAUUUCUGUCCUUCCACCUUAUUAAGGGAAUCUUAAUGGCUACCCAUUAUACCAAUAUGAGAACUCUCUCUAACAAAAUUUUUUUUUCAAUUUAGAAGUUUUUCCAAUUCAAAGGAUCCAUUGUCUGGCCAUUGAUGAGUAGGAUCUUAAUAGUGACUGAAACCAGUAAGCCUUUUUAUGACUUAAUCAUGGACACAAGAGGUGUCCCCAAAGGAGAGGGCAAAGGAUGCAGGCCUCCCAAGAUCCAAAAACUUCACUUCCAAAGACAGUCUAGGAAAGCAAAGGUCUUUGUUGCACAGGCACUAAGGAUAAAAUGGUGUCUCCAGUUUCCCACGAAAACAUGGAAUGCCUCCAGUCACAAACCUGCUAAUCUGUGACACCAGGCGGGAGCUACUGGAAUGGGAUUUUUCCAGCACUAACAAGCAAUGAAGGAUGAGACAACAAAGGCCUCUUAUGGACUGAGAUCCCUUUAUGACUUCACUGAGAGGAGACACAGGGAGACAAACAGUGUCUCAGAACCCUAGUCUAUUUGACUGGCCACCAGAUGCACCUUGGUAAAUGCACCUUCCAGAUGGGUGGAGAUCAGAGAGAAUUUUCUCACUGAUCAAAAAACCAAAGCUCUCAGGGCAUAUAACAAGAUGGCAGGAAAAACCUCAUACUGUGAGUGGCUCAAGCAGGGAAACUCUUCCAAUCGGUAAUAGCCAUGAGCCGACUUUGCCUAUGGAAUUUCCUUCUUAUGACAAAAGACAAAAUUAGACAGAGGUCCAGGAUCCCUGAGCUGCAGUUAUCCCAGAGCAAGCAGCCUGCAGUCAGUUAAGUUUCUCCUGUCCUAAUAGCCAACUGUAGGGGAGGAAGAAAAUUUUGUCUGCUCUCUAGGUUCUCCUGACUAGCCUAAGAAUUAAAUUGACACAAAACAGAUUAAUAGGAGAAAAUCAAAUUUAACUAAUUUUGUAUGUUCGGGAACCCCACAUACAUGAGAGUGUCAGAGACCCCACAUACAUGAGAGGUUCAGAGACAAAAAGGUAAAAUGAGGUACAUAUUCCAUCUUGAGCUAAGGAAUGGGCUAGAGGCCUGAGGCUUCAGAAGGGAGGAGGGUAAUUCACAGGAUGAUAAAAAGAGCAGAGGUUCAGUAAUUAGAGGUUUGCCCUGCCAUACAGAUAGGUCAUAAAAAGUUAUUUCUGGUAAUGACGAGCAGGGCCCCAAUUUAAAUUCUUUGAGGGAGAGGUAAAAUGUUCUCAAGCCCUCAGGGUCCUGAUUGCCUUUACCUCAAAAUAUUUCACAUGCCAAAGUGGCACAUCUUGGGAGGCCUGUUUUGAACCCCUUCACCCCAUCACAUGUGUCUUUUGGUAGUGCCAGGAAUCCUCCCACACACCAGCAACCAAUCACUUUUCUUCUUGUCAGGAGACGAUGUGUUUUUUGUUGUGAAAGGGAAGACUUUGGGGCUGGGUUUAAGCCAAUCCCCUAAUCCUACUCUUCCCUCGGUUGAUAAUCUGCGCAAGGUGUACACGUCUGGCCUGAAUUGAGCUGUCAGCCUCCUCAUCAUGUCGAGCUGCUUCUUCCUCAUGAAAGCACUUCUCGUUCUUGGGUCCCUGGCAUCCUGGGUGACUGCAGGAAAGCAUGAGUUUGCUGAAUGUCCUGCUGACCCCAACCCGUGUGAGAAUCUGUGUGAUGGGGACUCUUCCUGUCCCCAGGGGCAUAAAUGCUGCAGCACCGGCUGUGGACGCAUCUGCCGUGGAGACAUUGAGGGAGGGCGGGACGGUGAGUGUCCACAGGUUUUCUUGGGCCUGUGCAUUUUCAACUGCGUGUCUGAUGCUAACUGCGAAGCUGGGGAAAAGUGCUGCAAGUCAGGCUGUGGCCGCUUCUGUGUCCCGGCAGUUCUGUUAUCCCUAGCUGGCCAUGAAACCCAAGUGGGCAUCACAUCUGAUUCUGAAUGAGAGAUCCCAGUGCCCUAGCUGUCCUGAUUUGUCCUGAGCUUCUCUGGUGACUCCAGGCGGCUUGUUGUGGCAGCCAGGAGAGAGUGAUGUCCUGGAGCUUGUGACACUCCCAGGGGCUCUCAUUGCUCUCUGCACUGCUUCUGCUCCUGCUGUUGUCCUGAGCACAGGAAACAGCCCUGGGUUUGGACAAUGGGUGUGUGGUGCUUCUUUACCCCAAGAAAGGCUGGUGCUGACCCUCUUGUCUGUGCUGUUUGAGGGGCUAAGAUGAGGAAAGAGAGCUAGAGGUCUGAGCAUGGCUGUGGGAUCAUGGGACUUGCUUAUUUAGGAAGGGAUGGGUGAUACAUUCUUUCUAAGAACACUGAAAAAUGGGGCUGGUUGGGUGUGGCUAGGGGAGAGAUGGGUGGAAGCUAAACCUAGGGUGACUUGCCAUAGAUGUCUGUCUCAAGCUCCAGGAGUGGGACAGUCAGGCCUCCUUUUGGGUCUGCUCACCUUUCUUUUGUUGGAGAAUGCAAAUUGGGGAUGGAACUACGGUGAGUGGCUAGUUUAUUGUAGUUGCUUGGGUGUUCUCACCUUGGUCCUCCUUCCUUGGGGGCCAGGCCUUGGCUCUAAGACAGGUAACUUUGCUGUAGGGAGGGGAUGUCUUUACGUUCCUGGGACAAGACAAUUUUAAAAAAUUACAUUUCUUAUGUAUACACAAUGGAUCAUAUUCUAUAUCUUGGAGAUCUUUUAAGUCAUCACAUACAUUCUUUUAAUAGAACUUCAUGAAAAUAACUAAUUUGACCAGUCAUCUCUUCUUGGACAUUAAUAUCCUUGUAUAUAUAAAUCUUGGCCUACUUUUGCAGGUAAAUCUAGGUAAAUUCUUAAUAAUAGAACUCUAGUUUCUUAAAUAGAGCCUGGCAAAAAAAUAGACCCUCAAUAAAUAUUUGUUAAAUGAA